CACCCUUCCUUCCUGUGGUGGGUAGGGUCGCUUGUGUUGACAAACACUAGGGUGGAGAUCAGUUCAUUUUCCGAGUUAAAAAGCUGCUAAAUAAACGCUUUUUAUUAAACAUAUAGGAACACACGCGAAAGGAUUAUUGUUUGGUAUUAAAUGCAAGUAUGGGUUGCUGUCUGACUGUUGGACCAAAUGAAGCGCUCGUUGUGUCAGGUGCCUGUUGUGGGUCAGAUGAAAAGACGUAUGUGGUGGGAGGCUGGGCGUGGGCAUGGUGGCUUAUAUCAGAUACACAAAGAAUUACACUAGAGAUUAUGACACUACAGCCUAAGUGUGAAGACGUGGAGACAGCGGAGGGAGUCGCUAUUACAGUUACAGGAGUUGCUCAAGUCAAGGUUAUGACUGACAAAGACUUGCUGGCAGUUGCCUGUGAGCAGUUUCUGGGAAAGUCUGUCAUGGAAAUCAAGGCUGUGGUCCUGCAAACCCUGGAGGGACAUUUGCGUUCAAUUUUAGGCACUUUGACAGUGGAGCAGAUCUACCAGGACAGAGAUGAGUUUGCUCGGCUGGUAAGGGAGGUGGCAGCUCCUGAUGUGGGCCGGAUGGGCAUCGAGAUCCUCAGCUUCACUAUAAAAGAUGUCUAUGACAAGCUGGACUACUUGAGCUCACUUGGAAAAACUCAGACAGCGGCUGUACAAAGGGAUGCUGACAUUGGAGUGGCCGAGGCAGAGAGGGAUGCUGGGAUUAGAGAAGCUGAGUGCAAGAAAGAAAUGAUGGAUGUGAAGUUCUUGGCGGACACUAAAAUGGCCGACUCCAAGCGAGAGCUGGAGCUGCAGAAAGCCUCUUUCAACCAAGAAGUGAACACUAAGAAAGCAGAGUCUCAGCUGGCCUAUGAGCUACAGGCAGCUAAAGAGCAGCAGAAGAUCAGAUUGGAGGAGAUCGAAAUCGAGGUUGUGCAAAGGAAAAAGCAGAUCUCCAUUGAGGAGAAAGAGAUUGAUAGGACAGAGAAGGAGCUGAUUGCGAUGGUCAAGCGUCCUGCUGAAGCAGAGGCUUACAAGAUGCAGCAGUUGGCUGAAGGACAGAAGUUGAAGAAAGUGCUGACUGCUCAGGCCGAGGCAGAGAAGAUCAGGAGGAUCGGAGAGGCUGAGGCCAUCUCUAUCUCAUCUGUGGGGAAGGCUGAGGCUGAGAGAAUGAGGCUGAAAGCAGAGGCCUACCAGCAGUACGGAGAGGCCGCCAAGACUGCGCUCGUCCUAGAAGCGCUUCCCAAGAUCGCUGGAAAGGUAGCAGCUCCUCUGUCCAGGACCAAUGAGAUUGUUAUUCUGAGUGGGGACGGCAGCCGUGUGACCGGGGAGGUGAACCGCCUCCUCGCCGAGCUGCCUGUGUCUGUUAAUGCACUCACGGGUGUGGACCUGUCCAAGAUACCACUGUUGCAGAAGAUAACAGGUGCUCAAGCAUGAAGUCAAUCAGUUGUGUCUCCACCAUGAUGUGUUGUAUGCACUCACAGGAACUGCCUUUGGAAGACUUGGAAAUCUUUUUUUUUUUUUUGAAUGGAAAAAAAAAAAAGCAUAACAAAAAACAAGUAGAUUUUUUUAUACCUCUGGUGCCUUAAUGUUUCAUAGGACCAGAAUAUCUGCAUGCACUGCUGCUCCCACAUUUUUAUUUUUAAAUCACUUGCCGCUGGAGUCAUUGUACAUCUCAUACAUCAAGAGACCAUUAGAACAAUCAGUGUUGGUUUUUGUUUCAUUUUGUUACAUAAAGUUGUAGUAUCAGCUUACAAGAUUUAACCUAUCACUCUUUUUCUUGACUAUUUUAUACACUUCAUCUCUGCACUGCACACUAACACUUGAUGGUGAGUCAGCUUUAGAUUACAAUCAAAUCUUUUUAUCUAUCCAAAGUCAAGCACUACUUUUUCCAUUUAUGCUCACAUUUCUAGCUACAAAGAGGCGACUUUACCUUACAGAUCCUGCCAUGAUUUCUAACAUUCAGGAAGUCUGCCACUGAUGUAGAGUAGCGAGUAGCAUUCAGUAUACUAAGCUCUUGGGCAAAAGCAUUGCCUUACGGGUAAAUAUCAGUGUCAUCUGAGGUAGAAUCAAGCCAAGUGCUCCUCUUCUUUUAAAAUGUUGCUGACAUAAAUAGACAUGGCCUUUAUAAAUCAGUUCAUUAGUUUUAAUUUUUUUUUUGCUUGUACAUUUUUAAGAUAUUUGGAUUCUGUGUGAUUUUGUUUAAUGUAUAUUAUUGGGCAAAUUUUGUUUUUAAAAAGAAUUUAUUUGUUUUUUUGUUUUUUUUUAAGCAAACUCUGAAAAAUGUCGGGAUAUCCAACCAAUCCGAUGUUGUUAAUAUAGUUUCAUGACGACAGAGUUGAGCCAUUUUUAAGAUAGUAUAGUUUUUGUAUAGUUGUAUGACAGCCAUGCCUAACAAAAUCUUUCUAAAUAUUAACACUAGAUACUGUAAUAUCUGUCAUGAGAUGAAUUGAAAUCACCCUUUAUGGACAAUAAUGUUCUGUUCUGUAGUGGUUUAUUUAGAUUGUGUACUCUUUCGUCACUGUGAAAGUUAUAUUACCUCGUUUUCCCUCAUUCAGAGUUAGUGGCGGUUUGCAGUAGAGUUUGUACAUUUAUUCUGCUGUAUUUAGUAGUGCUGUGAAGGGGCAAAGUCACUUUUACUUGUUUGUUUGUCAUGCUAAUGAAACACCAAAUGAUCAAGCAAAGAGAUCGCACUCCUCUUUGUAAUAUAAAGAUUUUAUUCAUAGUUUUUAUCUGCUUGUCAUCUAUGUUGAUUAAAUCUUUAUAAAACUGAUUUAUUGUUUACCCUGCUAAAAAAAAAAAACAGCUGGUCAACAAGCCUGGUCUUAGCUGGUCAUCAGGCUGGUUUCAGGCCACUUCCUUAGCUGGCCAGGCCAGGCUGGGAGACCAGCUAAUACCAGCUAUUUCCAUCUUAAACCAGCCAAGACCAGCCAACCAGCUUAGGCUGGUUUUAACUGUUUUUUUUUUCAGCAAGUUUAUUUUGUUUUAGGAUAAGCCCCUGAGACUUCUGUUUUUCCUCAUAAAAACAGAUUCAAUCAAACUGUAAUAUUAUUUUAAAGAACAUUUCUAUGUUUGAUUCAUUCAGAACUGUUAAAGCCAUGUCAGGUUUAGCCAUUUAGCAUUAGAGCAUCAUAGACUGUUUAUGUGCUUUGUACGGUAUUGGUAAUGUACUAUACUGCGUAUUGGACAAACAUUAUAGGACUGUACGACACGUUAAAGCUCAGAUGUGCUUCUCUUUUAGUGGGUCAAAUGAUACACAAACUAACCCCAAAUAUGCCAUUGACCAAAUGGGGAGAAUUUGGUAGUUUUAUACAUACUCUUUACACAGCAUGUUUAUGGUGCAUGUAUUUCCAAAUGUAAUAAAUGUAAUGUGACCCUGUUUUUGUCCUGUUGUGAAUGUUGUCUCAUUCCAUUAAAGUGCUCAUAGAAACUG
Messenger RNA from Labeo rohita (rohu), 3441 nucleotides. RefSeq names its product flotillin 2b (gene flot2b). The record is from RefSeq and is a predicted model, not a curated record. Gene Ontology annotation, biological process: regulation of myoblast differentiation; protein localization to plasma membrane. Gene Ontology annotation, cellular component: plasma membrane. The transcript has 11 exons. The coding region runs from base 159 to 1445 and encodes 428 amino acids. Lineage: Eukaryota; Metazoa; Chordata; Actinopteri; Cypriniformes; Cyprinidae.